Messenger RNA from Boleophthalmus pectinirostris (great blue-spotted mudskipper), 2030 nucleotides. RefSeq names its product ACD shelterin complex subunit and telomerase recruitment factor (gene acd). Gene Ontology annotation, biological process: telomere maintenance via telomerase; telomere capping. The record is from RefSeq and is a predicted model, not a curated record. Gene Ontology annotation, cellular component: chromosome, telomeric region; telomerase holoenzyme complex; shelterin complex. Lineage: Eukaryota; Metazoa; Chordata; Actinopteri; Gobiiformes; Gobiidae. Gene Ontology annotation, molecular function: telomeric repeat DNA binding. The transcript has 2 exons. Bases 47 to 1657 code for a protein of 536 amino acids.
GAACAAAAUAGGAACGGACCAUUUGAAAAUUAAAAUAAAAAUCGAGAUGUUAGCUCGGGGCAGGCUAAAUCCGUGGAUAGAGAACUUGAUCGUGAGCUUUGGCGGUGAUGAAGGCCCAAGCAUUGGACCACUCAAGGCACAUGUCAUUGGGGUUGGUCACAUGUCGCAGUCUCAAGCGCUGGGCUCAGAGGGUCCCACGGGGCUACUCUUUCUGUCCGAUGAGCGGGUGCAGAUUCCAGCCGUCCUCACUGCGUCAGCCUGGGAGAACCUCCAGGACCGUGAAGACCGGGAGUGCUUCAGCAGUUUGCUCAACACCACAGUGGGCAUUCAGGAUUAUAAACUGCGAUUUCACAGGUCCGAGGAGCAGACCCAGAGCCGUUUUUAUUUGUUAGUGGGAAAGCUGGUCACAACGGCAGUGGGGGUCAGGGACAACACUCCCUGCUGUACUAGUCUACCCUCUGUCCGGGCUAAAAUUUGUCAGGCAUGGCGUGCUAUGUUGGGGCACGAGGAUUAUUCCCAAAAGAGUGAGAGCAUGUUUAACCUUACAGAGCUACUUGGGGAAUGGCAGCAAGAUUGUCUGCAGUCUGAGCUGGAGCACGUCAGAGAAAAACUCAGCUCUGUGAACCCGCAACCAUCCACCUCAACAAAUUCCACUCCCCUGCCUGAUACAUGUAUGGCCACUGGCUGGGACAUUGAUACUGUUCGAUACAAAGGGGUAGAGAGCUUUACUGUCCCAGUUAAACAGCUCAUUAUCCCAGACAAUGUGGGGCAACAACAUCUACAACCAAAAACUUUCUCAGAGAAUGAGAGGACCUCACUGUCAGAGGCAUCUCCAGAGUCCACAAAUAUGCAAUCAGCUUUACCUGAACCUGGACAGCAAAGUACCAGUGAUAAUGUGUCUAAUUCCAUUGAGUUUGCACCUGUAGGGCUGAGUGCUGUUGACAUGAGUUGUAUGUCCAACCCUUGGAACAUGUGUCCUCCUCCCAGCAACACAUCUUCAACCAAAUCCAGCCCUGAAUCCACUCCACUUCCACGCAGGCCCAUCUUCAGUGAAUCCACCACUAAUCUCUCCCAUCUGGACCCCAGCACCCACUCAAAAGGGUCCCAGAGAGAACUUACAGCAGAGCCAAGUUUGAUUUCACCUUACCAGAGACCUGCCUCAGCAACCCCCCUCUCCACCUCCUCAAAACAGUCUGCAAAUGCACUGUCCAACAUGUCUCAAGUUCCUAAUCUUGACAGCUCCACAACAGAAGAAACAUCAGAUGAACAGCCUAGCAGAAAAUGUAAAAGGUCUUUGAGGAAGAGAAGUGCUUCUCCCAUAGAUGUGAAAGAGAUUUUACAUAAAGAGAUCAGCCCUCCUUCAUGGUUGUUUGACUCCCAGAUGGGGGCCACAUCUGAGCAGAGCACCUCUCAGAUGCAGAUUUCCUCUGCUGAGCAGCAAACUAAUGUGUACACCUGUGUCCACACAGAUGGCAAACCAUUCUCCUACACCUACCAGGUCAAAGCUCAGGAACUGCAGCACUUGAGCCAUUUCACUGUGAAGCAGGAUCUCCAGCAGUGGGCAGUGAGGUAUCUGCUGAGGCCCACACACAUAAAGCACAAGAGUACAGGUGUAGCUGCACCCACGACUCAACACAGCCACAUUACAAUAUCUUAGAACUUGGCUGUCUAAGAUUGUGUGUAAAAAUAUUGCUAUUUUGUAGUUCAAGUUAUUUUAUACAUAUAAUUGUUUAUAUCAAUGAUGUACAUUAUAAUGAUUGUGGUUACAUUCACAAUAGAUUUUUUAUGUGUUCUGGACUGCAUUAUAACAAUUAUAUACAUGUAAUUCAAAUGCAAAAAAAACACUUUCUUUUCAGCUGGAAUAAUUAAGACAGCUAGGUUGUUUUAAAUAGGAUUUUUUUUUAUAACACCACUGUCCUGUGUGCCAUAGCAAAAUAACCUUACUGCAUUGCUAUGCAAUGAUGUUAGAGUCCAUGUUUGAAAAUUAAAUUAUGUUGUCCUACAGUUUAUUUUACAUUCAAAGUUUUAGA